CCUACGUUUGUGGAUGAUGGAGACAUGGUUCAUCAUAAUCAGUUCAAUAUGUGUUGCUGCCCUCAUCAGAUCCAUAAUAUUCCCCCGAAGAAACAGCAAGAAGCUGUUACCUCCAAGCCCAUCCAUCCUUUACAACAUCUUCAUACAACUAGCCACUCCCCCUUUAAACUGGGAACCCGUUCUCAUAAACCUCAAAGCCAAGUACGGGCCACUCUUCACUCUUUCACUCGCUUUUCGUCCUUUUAUCAUUGUUGGCAGCCAUGAUCUCGCCUACCAAAUCCUCAUUAAAAAAGGCGCAAUUUUCUCUGAUCGUCCCAAAUCCCUCCCCAUGCUCAACAUCUCCUCAGCCUCAUACGGCCCUACUUGGAGGCUUUUUAGAAGAAACCUUGCAUCCGAGAUCAUGCACCCUGCUCGCAUCAAGUCAUACUCGUGGGCUCGUAAAUGGGUUCUUCAUAUCUUACUUGGUCGCCUUCAAGAGCAAAAGAAGGAGGGUGAAGGAAUCAAGGUGGUUGACCAUUUCCAUUAUGCAGUGUUCCGUCUGUUGGUGGUGAUGUGCUUUGGAGAAAAGUUCGAUGAAAGUCAAAUCAAUGAGAUCGCCAAGGUACAACGUAAUAUGAUGCUGAAAGUAGGCUCGGGACGGUUUAUGGUGCAUACUUUGUUUCCAAGGUUGGGGAAGAUAUUGUUUAGAAACAGAUGGAAGGAGUUUUUGAAAUUACUUAGUGAUAAAGAACAAGUAUUGAUUCCAAUAAUCAAAUCUCGAAUCGAAUCAGAUACUUCUGGACACGAAUCAGUGGCUUAUGUUGACACCUUGGUGAAUCUAAAGCUCCCUGAAGAAGAAGCUUAUAAUGGAAAUGAUGGAAAGCUGACAUAUAAGGAGAUGGUAACUAUGUGUAGUGAGUUCCUUAAUGGUGGCACAGACACCACCUCAACUUCUUUACAAUGGAUCAUGGCGAAUCUUAUUAAGCAUCCUCACAUUCAGAGCAAACUCUAUAAUGAAAUAAUUGAAGUUGUUGGACAACCACAUCCACCUCCAUCACAUGGGGCCGAGCCACUAGUUAUAAACGAAGAGGAUCUAAAGAAAAUGCCAUACCUAAAAGCAGUGGUUUUGGAAGGGCUGAGGAGACACCCACCAAGCCACUUUGUGCUGCCACAUAAGGUCACAAAAGAGGUAAAGGUGCAAGGCUAUGUGAUUCCACAGGGUGCCACUCUCCAUUUCUUGUUAGGUGAGAUGGGUUUGGAUCCAAAGGUCUGGGAUAAUCCCAUGGAGUUCAAACCAGAGAGGUUUUUGUCAAAUGAUAAGACUGAUGGUGCGUUUGACUUUGAUAUAAGCGGAAGCAAAGGGAUCAAGAUGAUGCCAUUUGGUGCCGGAAGAAGGAUAUGUCCUGGCUCUGAUUUAGCCCUGCUUCACUUGGAAUAUUUUGUUGCAAACUUGAUUUGGUAUUUCCAUUGGACUACUCCAAAUGGUUAUCAUGUUGAUCUUUCUGACAAGGUCGAGUCAACCGUCGUCAUGAAGAACCCUCUAAGAGCACAAAUCUCACCCAGGGCUUAAAACCAUUCGACCUUGAUUCGACAUAUAGGCAUUUAUAAAUCAGUCUAUUUUCCAAUGUACUAAAGUGAU
Erigeron canadensis is the source of this 1618-nucleotide messenger RNA. Its product is annotated as cytochrome P450 89A2-like. The transcript has a single exon. Gene Ontology annotation, cellular component: membrane. The coding region runs from base 14 to 1549 and encodes 511 amino acids. Lineage: Eukaryota; Viridiplantae; Streptophyta; Magnoliopsida; Asterales; Asteraceae. Gene Ontology annotation, molecular function: oxidoreductase activity, acting on paired donors, with incorporation or reduction of molecular oxygen, NAD(P)H as one donor, and incorporation of one atom of oxygen; heme binding; iron ion binding. The record is from RefSeq and is a predicted model, not a curated record.